Messenger RNA from Meloidogyne enterolobii, 1524 nucleotides. NCBI's taxonomy places the organism in Eukaryota, Metazoa, Nematoda, Chromadorea, Rhabditida, Meloidogynidae. The record is from the annotation of a GenBank genome assembly.
UGUAGAGGAAGAAGAGGAAUUGAUAGAAGGAAAAAUAAAUAAAAAUAAAACAAUUAUUGAAGAACAAAAACAAAAUAAUACUUUAGAGAAUUUGGGGGGAAAUUUUGGAAAAUUAAAAAAUGAGACAAAAUUGAGGUUUGUUAAUGGAAGAAGGAAGGAUAAUAAAUUAAAUUUUAUAUUUAAAAUAAUUUUCAUAAUUUAAGACAAAAAUUCAUUUUCAGGCAUUUAAACAAUUCAAUUAAUGCCACAAAUGUAAUAAAUACACCUCAAUUUCCUGUAUUUACUGGUUUGGGGAUGGAAAUUAUUGAUGUUUCACCUUCAAAUGAUGCCGAAAAAGAAAAUAAAUUUAAAGAAGAAAUACCCUCCCUUCCUCCUCCCCCUCACAACCACCAACAACAACAAUUUAAUAAUCAUCAUAAAUUACAUUAUUAUUUAAAUAAAAAUAAUACAAAAUUAAAUAAAAAAUAUCACCCAUUAAAAAUAAAUAAAGAACAACAACAAGAAUUACCUACAACAACAACAAUUCCUUUUAUUCAAUUAUUACCUACAACCCCCAAACAUUUUGAAGAAGAAAAUAUUAAUCCUUUUAUAUUAAACCAGAAUUUAUCAGAACAAAAAUUAAAUAAAACAAACAAUAAACAAUUAAAUAAUUCUGAAAAUGUUGGGGAGGAUUUUGAAGGAAUUAAUUUAAUUAAUGGAACUGAAUGGAAUAAUAAAAAUGGUAAGGAAAAGAAAUGGAAGGAGGGGAGAGAGGAAGCUAAAAAUGCCAAUGAUAAUAUUAAUAACCAAACAAUAACUGAUGAAAAUAGAAACAUUAUUACCUCAAAUACAACAACAAUCACUUCAAGUACCUCAAGUGAAGAUUUAUCUACUUCUCCUUCAACAAUAACAACAACAAAAACUUUAAUUGAAGAUUUUGGAAGGCCUAAUAUACGUGAUGAAUUAGAUAAUGGAUUUGAGAGGGUUACAAUGCAUUUAGUUGAUAUUCCUUCGACUACAACUGAAUUAGUAAAUAAUGGGUCGAUUAUUGUUGGAGAAAGGCCUUCCCAACAACAACAAACUUCAACACAAAAUAUAUUAACAUUUAAUGGAAUACCUUUUAAUCUUCCCUCAACAAAACCACCCCCAUCAUCUAAAACAAUUGAACAAUUAAAUACAAAUUUAUUUACAACCACAAUUAUUCCCUCAAAUACUUUAAAUUCCCCUCCCCCACCACCCCCUCCUUCUUCUAAUGAUAAAAAUGAAGUAUUAAUAGAACAACAACAUUCUCAUAUAGAAUUUCCUCAAAUAAAUAAUAAUUUGGGGGAAGGAGAUGAAUUAGUAAAUAAUCAGGGAAAUGAAAAAGAUAAAAAUGAAAAUUCUAAAAUUAAUGGAAAUAAUGGAAGAGAAAUGGAAAAUAAAGAAAAUUUUGUUCAAGAAAAUUUAAAUAAAAAUGGGGUAAGAAUAAAUUAUUGAGGGCGCCAAAUUGUGGCGGCGCCGAAAUGUUCAAAUAAAGCCUAAACCUUUUGAAGCCUAAACCUUUAG